This is a messenger RNA of Cajanus cajan (pigeon pea), 2505 nucleotides long. RefSeq names its product beta-galactosidase 16. Lineage: Eukaryota; Viridiplantae; Streptophyta; Magnoliopsida; Fabales; Fabaceae. Gene Ontology annotation, molecular function: hydrolase activity, hydrolyzing O-glycosyl compounds. The record is from RefSeq and is a predicted model, not a curated record. Gene Ontology annotation, biological process: carbohydrate metabolic process.
ACAUAUAUAGACGUGAUUACACCAAACAUAAGCAAUGAAAAAGAGUGUCUCUUAGAGAAAGAAGCAUUACCUAAAGCUUUCAAUUAAGUUAGAAGAUUUAAUGGUGUACGUAGUGAUGAAGGUGUUGAUGGGGUUUUGGUGUUCCCUUGCACUACUUCUAAUGGUAGCUUUUGGUAUUGUCCAUGGUGGCAGUGUCACCUAUGACAGAAGAUCAUUGAUCAUUGAUGGUCAACAUAAAAUCCUCUUCUCUGGUUCAAUUCACUAUCCUCGUAGCACUCCUAAGAUGUGGUCUGAUUUAAUUGCCAAAGCCAAGGAAGGAGGAUUAGACGUCAUAGAUACUUAUGUGUUUUGGAACCUUCACGAACCACACAGAGGCCUGUAUAAAUUUAAUGGAAAGCGUAACAUAGUGAGAUUCAUUCAAGAAAUCCAAUCACAGGGUUUAUAUGUGAUCCUCAGAAUUGGACCAUUCAUUGAAAGUGAAUGGACUUACGGGGGUCUACCAUUUUGGUUGCAUGAUAUUCCCGGUAUUACUUUUAGAACAGAUAACGAGCCAUUCAAGUUUUACAUGCAAAAUUUCACUGCAAAAAUAGUCAACAUGAUGAAAUCAGCUAAUCUUUUUGCAUCACAAGGAGGACCCAUCAUACUAUCACAGAUUGAAAAUGAGUACAGUUUGGUUGAAGGGGCGUUUCACAAGAAUGGAGUUAAAUAUAUUCGCUGGGCUGCAAAAAUGGCCGUGGGACUCCAAACUGGAGUGCCUUGGGUAAUGUGCAGGCAAGAUGAUGCUCCUGAUCUUGUGAUCAACACAUGCAAUGGUCUGAGAUGCGGGGAAACAUUUAAAGGGCCUAACUCACCUAACAAGCCUUCACUAUGGACAGAGAAUUGGACAUCGAGAUAUCCAACCUUUGGUGAAAAAACACGAUUAAGAUCGGCUGAAGACAUUGCAUAUAAUGUUGCCUUGUUCAUUGCAAAGAAUGGAAGCUUUGUCAACUACUACAUGUACCAUGGGGGGACAAAUUUUGACAGAACAGCUUCUGCUUUUGUAACAACAGCUUAUUAUGAUGAUGCACCAUUAGAUGAAUAUGGUUUGGUUAAGCAACCAAAAUGGGGGCAUCUAAAGGAGUUACAUACUGUAAUUAAGAAUUGCUCUGAGCCUUUACUGUAUGGAACACAAACUACGUUGAACUUGGGUGCACAACAAGAAGCUUAUGUUUUCAAAAAGAACUCAACAUCUUGUGUUGCCUUCUUGGGAAAUAGUGCUCAUAUAGAUGCCACAAUCCAAUUUCAAAAUGUUACAUAUCAGUUACCCAGACAAUCAAUCAGUAUCCUACCAGACUGCAAGAAUGUUGCCUUCAACACAGCAAAGGUAAACACACAACAUCUAAUGAGAGCAAUGAAAUCCCAGUUACAGUUCAAUUCAGCUGAAAAGUGGAAAGUGCACAUAGAUGCCAUCCCUAACUAUGUUGAUACUUCAUUAAGAGAAAAUAAAGUAUUGGAUCAUUUCAGCAUAACAAAAGAUACUUCUGAUUAUCUGUGGUACACUUCUAGCAUACAUGCUCAAUCUCCCAAUACUCAAUCAGUUCUCAGUGCAUUUAGCAGAGGACAUGUUUUGUAUGCAUUUGUCAAUGGUGUAUUAGUAGGUUCUACACAUGGUAGUAUCAAAAAUACACAUUGCAACUUGGAGAUCAAGAUCAAUUUGGGAAUGGGGGAGAACAAUAUUUCCUUACUCAGUGCAACAGUUGGAUUACCGGAUUCGGGAGCACACCUAGAACAUAAAACAGCUGGUUUGUAUGAUGUGAAAGUUGAUGGCAGAGAUCUCACAAGUCAAUCAUGGGGAUAUCAGGUUGGGUUGUUGGGAGAAAAAUUGAAAAUAUAUACAAGCACUGGAUUACGUAAUGUUUACUGGGGAAAUCUUGGAAACUUUGCUCAACCACUCACAUGGUAUCAGACCACAUUUGAUGCACCAGCUGGUAACGAUCCUGUAGCACUCAACCUUGGUUCAAUGGGAAAGGGUCAAAUUUGGGUUAAUGAACAUAACAUUGGUCGCUAUUGGGUAUCUUUUCACACGCAUGAGGGAACUCCUACACAACAAUGGUAUCACAUACCUCGAUCUUUCUUGAAACCUGCUGGUAACCUUCUAGUUCUACUCGAAGAAGAAAAGGGAAACCCACUAGGAAUAACUCUGGACACAGCUGUUUACACUAUGGUGUGAAAGAUAUCUUUUCCUAUGUCAAGAACGCAGUAUAUAUAGCUUGAACCUCACUUUUAUUCUACAUCAUAGAAUAAAUAAAGUAGCAUGAGUUGUUUUGCUUCAUGGUUAUUGUGCAUGAUAAUGUAGAUAUACAACCCCAAAAGAUUGGAGCUACUAGUUAAGGGGUGUGUAUCUAUGUGUGUUGUGUACCAUUAAGCACAAACACUCCCUGAAAAUGUUGUCAUGUUAGACACAUUUCCAACAUCAACACUCCCUGAAACUUGUUUGACAAUUCUACUUAUAUUCAAUUAAAAAAU